This is a messenger RNA of Phaethon lepturus (White-tailed tropicbird), 716 nucleotides long. RefSeq names its product thiamine transporter 2-like. The record is from RefSeq and is a predicted model, not a curated record. The annotation marks the transcript as partial. Gene Ontology annotation, cellular component: plasma membrane. Gene Ontology annotation, biological process: vitamin transport; transmembrane transport. Lineage: Eukaryota; Metazoa; Chordata; Aves; Phaethontiformes; Phaethontidae. Gene Ontology annotation, molecular function: thiamine transmembrane transporter activity. The transcript has a single exon.
CUGAUUACAGACUACGUGCGCUACAAGCCCGUCCUCCUCCUCCAGGGUGUCAGCUUCAUCGUCACGUGGCUCUUGCUCCUCUUCGCACACGGAGUGGUGGCCAUGCAGGUGGUGGAAUUCUUCUACGGGAUGGUGACAGCCACCGAGGUCGCCUAUUACGCCUACAUCUACAGUGUCGUCAGCACCGAUCACUAUCAGAGAGUGACGAGCUAUUGCAGAAGUAUCACUCUUGUUGCAGCCACUGUGGCCGCCGUGCUGGGACAGCUGCUGGUUUCCUUAGCAGAUGUAUCCUACUUCCACCUUAACGCCAUUACUUUGGCUUCCCUGGCCCUGGCAUUUGUGUGUUCCUUUUUUCUCCCAAUGCCUCAGAAGAGUAUGUUCUUCCACAGGAAAGAGGUCUCAGCAGCUCUCCCAGGACCGGAUAAAGUUGUGGCUACGGCCAGCUCCAACAGGCCAUCGAGCUGCCAAGAGGACAAGGGCUCCCUAUCUGCUGGCAGGGGACCACCCCCUGAACAGCAGCCUGAUGAUGCCAAGCCCCAGAAUCAGGUGCUCAGAGUACUGCUGCAGCUGAGCAAGGACCUGAGGGACUGCUACAGCUCUAGGAAACUUCUCUACUGGUCCCUGUGGUGGGCUCUGGCUACAGCAGGCUUUAACCAGGUUCUGAAUUAUAUCCAAGUGCUGUGGGACUUCAGAGCCCCCUCUCACAGCUCUGCAGU